AUGGCACCACCAACGAAUCAUUUAGUGAGGUGCCGCGGGGGCGCUGAGGCUGCCCGUCCCUUCCACACUCCAGACUCCACUGCUGAUCCCACUCGGUUUCCUCUUUGUUUCCUACGGGUGCGCGUCGGCGCGGAGGACGAGGGCGCCGAGGCGGCGAGGACGGUGGGGCUGCCGGCGCUCGUGCGGGAGAUCCAACGGAUCGACACCAUCCGGCUCUACGCGGAAGCUACUCUACAGUUGGAAGCUUUGGUUGGCAACCUGGAAGAUGUGGCAUUUUCCAUCGUUAGGCAGGCCCCGAAGUUCAACCUAUCAUCCAUACUUCGAAAAUCAAAUGAAACAAAAUGGAAGCAAGGGAAGCUGCUCCAUGCUGUCGAUGCUGUAAGGGAUAUUGAGCGAGAAUUAGUACGGUUUCAGGGGAACUCUGAUCCGGAUAAGUUGAGAGAAAAGGCUGCGGAAUUGGAGAGGCUAUCGGCAGAGGAAUUACUCAAGAAACAAAUGGAGAUUAAGGAGCUGAUGGAGAAGUUAAAGGUGCCAUCAGAUGCUGAGUUGAUGAAGGUUGCUAUCGCUGACUUAAAUAAUUCCUCUGUUUUGCUGGAGGACCGCCACCGUGCACUGCAAGAGCUUUUAGUUCUGGUUGAGCCCAUCGACAAUGCUAAUGAUCUUGACAAACUUGGAGGCCUUCUUCCGUUGAUUUGGGAACUUAGCAAUGCAGAUGAAGGAAUAAGAACUACUUCAGCAUGGGUGCUGGGCGAGUUGUUUGGUGUGGGAUAUGGAGAUGUUAGCUCUUAA
Messenger RNA from Miscanthus lutarioriparius, 789 nucleotides. The record is from the annotation of a GenBank genome assembly. Lineage: Eukaryota; Viridiplantae; Streptophyta; Magnoliopsida; Poales; Poaceae.